AUGGGGGGCUCGGGGGCGGGGGACGGCCCGCGGGUGCUGCGGGUCCUCACCGGGUGCCUGCUGGGCGCCCUGGUGCUGAGCACGCUGGUGGGCAAUGCGCUGGUGUGCCUGGCUGUCCUGCGCUUCCGCAACCUGCGCGCCAAGGUCACCAACUGGUUCGUGCUGUCACUGGCCAUCUCGGACCUCUGCGUAGCCCUCCUGGUGAUGCCCUGGAAGGCGGUCACUGAGGUGGCUGGAGGCUCCUGGCUCUUCGGUAGCCGCUUUUGUGACACCUGGGUGGCUUUUGACAUCAUGUGCUCCACCGCCUCCAUCCUCCACCUCUGCAUCAUCAGCCUGGACCGGUACUGGGCCAUUGCCAGCCCCUUUCGCUAUGAGCGCAAGAUGACGCAGCGCCUUGCCUGUGCCAUGAUAGCCAUGGCCUGGGCCCUCUCCAUCCUCAUCUCCUUCAUCCCAGUGCAGCUGCACUGGCAUAAAGCCAAGGACAGGGGAUAUCCAGGUUCCUGGUUGCCUGGGACACCCCGAUGUGAUGUCAGAUUGAACCGCACUUACGCCAUCACCUCCUCCCUUAUCAGCUUCUACAUCCCUGUGGCCAUAAUGAUCAUCACCUAUACCAGGAUCUACCGAAUUGCCCAGGCCCAGAUCCGCCGUAUCUCCACCCUUGAGAGAGCAGGGGGGCAGUGGCCAGCUCACAGCAAGGAGCCCACCUCUUUGCGGAAUUCCUUGCACAAGGAGACCAAGGUCCUGCAGACUCUCUCUAUCAUAAUGGGAGUCUUUGUUUGCUGCUGGCUGCCCUUCUUCCUGCUCAACUGUCUGCUGCCUUUCUGUCAACCCACGCUAGAGAAAGGCCAUGAAGGACAGUCACCCUGUGUUAGCCAAACCACCUUCAACAUCUUUGUGUGGUUUGGCUGGGCCAACUCUUCAUUGAAUCCAGUGAUCUAUGCUUUCAACGCAGACUUCAGGAGGGCUUUCAGAAACCUCUUGGGCUGCUGGUGCUUCUGCUGUGGCACACCCAAAUCCACUGUGGAGAGGGUCAACUUCAGCAAUGAGCUGGUUUCCUAUCAUCAUGACACCACCUACCAGAAGGAAGGAGCUGCCUCGUUGUCAGUACCUCCUGCUGCUGUCACCACCUGGGUACAGCCCAUUCCCCAUGCCAUAAGCCUUCAGGGAGAGGACAGCAGUGAGAUGACUGUGGAGAAGAGACUCGUGACUUCCCCGACACAGGCUGCCCCUGGGAGCAGCCUCAAGAAUUGUCAGGUACCAGCUAUUUUGCAACUGGAUUGCAAGACACAGCUAUCCCUGGAAACUGUUGCCCCCUGUACAGGACUUGGUCAGUGUGAGGGACCCCAUUGCCUUGUUUCAGAGGGAUAAGUGUGCUUUCACACACACAGGCACUCCACAGAGAAAGUUCACUCUGCCUCCAUGUAAGCUACACCUGUGCCCCAGCACAAAAAGUCCCAUUCCAGAGGGAAUGGAAAAAAAAACACAGAGGGGUGAUGGGCAUUUGCAAUCCAUUCCAGAGGCAUAUAGCAGACACAUAUUAACUUCUUCCCAUGGCUACCAUCACCCUUUACUGUCACAGUCAGUAGAUAUCUCACAUGCAUUUGUUCACCCUCACUCUUCAAUCAAACUUGAGAUAUUUAUUAAGAAUAGUGAGAUAAUUAUAUCAAAAUGAAAAUAGCUCAUAGUUUGAGACACUAUAAUACAAGCUUAAGUUAAUCUCAGGUUUAUCUUCACUGCUAAAACCUUUUCCCCCCCUCAUGGUUUCAUACAUGUUCAUAAACGUGGUCUUAAAUGUUUGUGGUUUUACUUUUGUGAUUAUUUCAAAGCCAUGUAUCUGGAUUCACACAUCUGAAUCUGUGUUUAUGUUCUUAAAUAAAUAUUGCUCUGUUAAAACAUUGCUAUCUGAUGUCGAGUCAAAGGACUGCACAAAACCCUGGAAAAUUAAAAUGCUUUUAUGUAGGACACCCUACGCAGUUUCAGGUGUCUAACUCUGGCAUCCAGUCUUAAUGAAAUUGAGUUAGGGUAUUCCUCCUCCUCAAAUGUUAGAAAUAUAUUAUUGUAUUAGACUGAAGCUACGUAAGGAUGGUGUUUGAGAACUAACACUACAGCUCCAGAGAGAUUUAAACUGCUAUCAGCUGAUGCAGCUGCAAUCCUUCCUUUGUCCUACUACAUCAGGCCAAUCCUUCCAGAAAGCAAGCUGGCCCACAAAAUAAGAAGUGACCAGGUCAUCUCUCUGAACCCAUUUAACUACUUGCAGAUAUAAAGAGCAAUAAAAGGCAGAGCAAAUGGGUGUUGGAUGGCUUGCAGGAGAGAAAAUACUGGGGGAAAUUUAUGGUCAUUUCUGUCUGUGUAAAAGGGUUCAGCAGACAGUAAGAGAAUACAGUGGCACCUCACUAUCCUCUGCUUCUCUGUCCACUACUUAAGAGUUCUGCUGCUAACCACCAUCAUUUAUCCAUUUCUUCUGUCCCUCACCUAUGAUUGACUGACCUUGAUUUGUCUAAGGAAGAUGAUGAAGAUGCAACUGUCCAGAUAGAGACAUCAAGAGGGCUUACACCGUAAGAGUUUUCUUGGACAUUCAGUCUCACAGAUGGUAUAGCUGAUAUCUUUCAGAAUAGUGAUCCAUGCUGAAAAGACAACAGCAGAAAAGAUGGACUCUCCUCCCAGUGAUUCUGCUCCUGCUUGCUGUGAUUUUAAACUAUGUGUAAUUCUUAAGUCCCUGUAUGCAUUUCCCCCAUCAUUCAUUCUUAUGGGAAAAUGUGCUUUUGCUAUCCUGCUCUCGUCCAGAAUGUGUCCUUAAGGAAUAGCUGGGUGUGAUUGCAAUCUGUUCUUCACAGCCAUCUGUGCCAGGACAGCAGGUAAUGGGCUUAACUGUAAGAAAGACCAAGACGAGACUUUAGAAAAACUUCCUAAGAAUAAGGAUAAUUAAGCACUGGAGUAGAUGACCUAGGAAGUUUAUGGCAUCUCUGUCAGUAAAAGUCUUUAAGAUGACAUUGUAAACAUCUGUCAGAUAUGACAGUGACUUUGUUAAUCUUGUCUUGGGGCAGAGGCAUAGUGUAAUGGUCUCUUUAGAUAAUUUCUAGUCUUGCUUCACUAUGACAACAUUGAGCUUAAGAUGUUUGAUUUUUUUUGCAUGCAACGAUCCUUAGAUAUUUUCUCAAAGGCAAAAAAUGUACAGAUGAGAACUUUCAAGAUGCCACUGGUAUAUUUCCUUUCUCUUAGCAGUUACCCAUUUUCCUUAGCAUUUACCAGCUAUCAUUCAGAAUCCCCAGUGUCUCAUCUGGAGAGCAGUAAACCUAGUAUUUCUUUAAAAGAGGUACAUUUCUUCUGAUUCCCUUUGAUUACAUUCUAGGUGAUCAUGGAUUCAGAUGUUAGAAGUUCAAUGAAUUUGUGAGAGGAUUUUCUUGAUACCUUUCUUUCUUCUUACACAAAACAGAAACACAAAUUUUAAGGAUGUCAGAGUCUCUUACCUGCUUCAAAAUAAACCCCAAAAUUAUAUUUUCAAGGUCUAAGAGACAUCUCAUCAAACCCUCUCUACGCUAAAAUUCAUCCUGGGGAUAUACUGACACACCUGGCAAGGUACUAUCCUGAAGUGUGGCUCCCCCACUGCCUGUUAUUCUGUUUCUGUUGCAAGAGCUUCAGCUGGCUCCAUCUCAGAGAGUUAGUUGUCCCUGCCCCACACAUCUUCCAUCUCAUGUGCAAGCAGUCUUCUGGCAGUUGAAGCCACACACACAAUUAUUAUUUACAGGAGAUUUUAAAAUUUUUUUUUCUAGUAUGUGUACAGUCUCAUUAUUAGUGAUAAAAGAUAUUAAUUAACGGAGGGAAAGAUUUACCUUCUCACAAGAUUUACCAUGCCUAUGGGGGCUGUCUUGCCCAGGUAUUAGGCUGGACUUUCUAUACAAAAUGAUGAUGACAACAUUGUAGGGCAGAGUGGGCACCAGAAAUUAAGCAAUGGAUAUUUUUGAAUAUAUAUUUUCUCUUAAGAACCAUCAGAAAUGCAUGGUAGCUUUGAUUUAUGAAAUUAUAUUUGUAUUAAGAAUGGAAAAAGCUAUUUGUAUCAGUGCUUGUGGCUAUAGUUUAAGUAAGGUUCAUUAAUAGGUCAGAUUGUGCCUGAAGAAAAACUGCUGGUCUUUAGUGAAGCUUUUUUAAAGUGACAAUUUAAAGUUGCUCUUUGUAAAUGCUGCUGGAAAUAAUUGUUUGUAUCUAAUUGAUAAUGGUCAUUACUGAUGUGCAGAUGAUACACACAUUACAAUAGUUUACAGCUGUAAAGUCUAUUGUAGUAAGUGCAGUGUAAUUUUCAAGGCUGCAAUUAAUUGCAGAAAUUGCAUAUUAUAAAUUCUAUUCUCAUUUUAAA
This is a messenger RNA of Myiozetetes cayanensis, 4351 nucleotides long. Its product is annotated as D(1)-like dopamine receptor. The record is from RefSeq and is a predicted model, not a curated record. Gene Ontology annotation, cellular component: membrane. Gene Ontology annotation, molecular function: G protein-coupled receptor activity. NCBI's taxonomy places the organism in Eukaryota, Metazoa, Chordata, Aves, Passeriformes, Tyrannidae. Gene Ontology annotation, biological process: adenylate cyclase-activating adrenergic receptor signaling pathway.